Molecule: messenger RNA, 939 nt
Organism: Otolemur garnettii (small-eared galago)
Lineage: Eukaryota; Metazoa; Chordata; Mammalia; Primates; Galagidae
Gene: BSND
Product: barttin CLCNK type accessory beta subunit
Exons: 4
Biological process (GO): chloride transport
Cellular component (GO): basolateral plasma membrane
Molecular function (GO): chloride channel regulator activity
Source: RefSeq, a predicted model, not a curated record
AUGGCCGAUGAGAAGACCUUCCGCGUUGGCUUCAUUGUGCUGGGGCUUUUCCUGCUGGCCCUUGGCACGUUCCUCAUGAGCCAUGAUCGGCCCCAGGUCUACGGCACCUUCUACGCCAUGGGCAGCGUCAUGGUGAUCGGGGGAGUCAUCUGGAGUAUGUGCCAGUGCUAUCCCAAGAUCACCUUUGUGCCUGCUGACUCUGACUUCCAAGGCAUCUUGUCCCCGAAGGCCCUGGGCCUGCUGGAGAAUGGGCUUGCUACGGAAAAGAAGAGCUCCCAGGCCCCCUAUGUCAGGCUGUUUGAAGAAGCCGCCUAUGACCAGAGCCUGCCCGACUUCAGCCACAUCCAGAUGAAGGUCAUGGGCUACAGUGAGGACCCCCGCCCCCUGCUGGGCCCCCAGCUGGGCCAGCUGAGUCUGGGAAGCAGUGAUGGAGGAGAAGGCAGCCCUCAGGACAUUCAGGCCUGGACAGAGGCCGCUGUUGUUGUUCACCGGGGCUCUGACGAGAAUGAGGGUGAGCGAGACCCAACUCAGAGCAGGCCCGGCCCCCCGACCUGUCCCCAGGGCCCUGCACCCUUGGCCUCCUUCCAAGAGGACCUGGACAUGGGCUCCAGUGAAGACAGCAGCCCCAACCCAUCUCCGCCUGACAGAGAGGAACCUCGGCCCCCUACACAGGAGCCCAAGGCCUACUGGUGCCAGCUGGAUCGCUACAGCGACUUUGCCCUGAUCGAUGCCCCCACAGCAGAGGAUGUGCCCUGUGGGGGGCAGCAGCAGGAGAUGGCCCUGCCCCACAACUGGCAGCGGUCCCCAGGGACAGAGGAGGAGGAGGAGGAGGCUUUGGACACAGGCGCAGAGGAGCCUGAGGAAGAGGAGGAGGACUUGUACUAUGGGCUGCCAGACAGCCCUGGGGACCCCUUCCCAGACAAGGACCUGGGCUUUGAG